AUGGCAAACAAGGAACAAUCCAUGCUCGCAGGUGUACAGAGCCUCGACAACGAAAAGCGUAUCCGGAUUCUCGGCAUCAUCGACAAACUACGCGAGCUUGGACUCGUCGUUGUCGGGGAUCAAUCGAGUGGAAAGUCCUCGCUGCUUGAAGGAUUGACUGAUUUGUCUUUCCCCAUCGACAGCGAUCUGUGCACGCGCUUCGCCACGCAGAUAGUUCUCAGACGGGCGCCCGGAAAUGAGGCCAAAGUCAAAGUGACCAUCAUCCCUGGGCCGACGGCACAAGCGGAUGAGAAGUUGAAAGAACAGCUGCAGGGCUUUUCGCGGGAGCUUGAGACAGAGUCGUUUGGUCCUACAGAGUUCGCACAGAUCUUCGAUGAAGCUGCUCAACAAAUGGGUCUCCCUGGGCCAAACAACAAAGACCUGGAGAACCUGGAGAAACGGUUCUCAGAUGCAUCUUGA
Aspergillus melleus is the source of this 459-nucleotide messenger RNA. RefSeq lists its product as uncharacterized. The record is from RefSeq and is a predicted model, not a curated record. The transcript has 3 exons. Lineage: Eukaryota; Fungi; Ascomycota; Eurotiomycetes; Eurotiales; Aspergillaceae. Bases 1 to 459 code for a protein of 152 amino acids.